CUUGAAUUAGUUAAUAAUGAUAAUAAAAAUAAUAAUCUUCUUCUUCAUCUUUUUCUUCUUCAUAACUCCUUUUAGUCAUAAAUUUAAUAGUACCAAAACUUUCAUAUUUAUUAAUUAUCUUCAUAUUUUCUUCAUAAUCAUCAAAAUCAUUAUGAUGACCUUCAUUUUUAAUAAUUAUUAAUUUAAGUAAUUUUUUUCAAUAUUGUAUAUUUUUAAUUCGCAAAAAUUAUUUUGUGAAUGAUUUACAAUAGUUUCUAAUACUUGUUUUUGACUUAAAAACCUUUUCCCACACUGAAUUUUAAUACCUUCCAAGUUUUGACAACUACAAAGUAUAGUUUUUAAUACAUGAGUCUUCUAAGGUUUGGACAAAAUUUAGCAACAGAUAAUCUUAAAGCUUUAUCACUUUCAGAUGUAUAAAAAUAUUUGAGAGUUUGUCCAUUAUGUUCUAAAAAAUUCAUCACAUGUUCGGGGUUUGGACAUAGAGAAGGAAAUUUUAAAAUUUGUAAUUUAG
This is a messenger RNA of Rhizophagus irregularis DAOM 181602=DAOM 197198, 511 nucleotides long. The record is from RefSeq and is a predicted model, not a curated record. Lineage: Eukaryota; Fungi; Glomeromycota; Glomeromycetes; Glomerales; Glomeraceae.